Cyclopterus lumpus (lumpfish) is the source of this 594-nucleotide messenger RNA. Its product is annotated as leucine-rich repeat extensin-like protein 3. The transcript has a single exon. The annotation marks the transcript as partial. NCBI's taxonomy places the organism in Eukaryota, Metazoa, Chordata, Actinopteri, Perciformes, Cyclopteridae. The record is from RefSeq and is a predicted model, not a curated record.
CCACCAUAUCCACAUCCUCCUCCAUCAUCUCCACAUCCUCCUCCACCAUAUCCACAUCCUCCUCCAUCAUCUCCACAUCCUCCUCCACCAUGUCCACAUCCUCCACCACCAUGUCCACAUCCUCCUCCAUCACGUCCACAUCCUCCUCCACCAUGUCCACAUCCUCCUCCAUCAUGUCCACAUCCUCCUCCAUCAUGUCCACAUCCUCCUCCACCAUGUCCACAUCCUCCACCACCAUGUCCACAUCCUCCUCCAUCAUGUCCAUAUCCUCCUCCACCAUGUCCACAUCCUCCUCCACCAUGUCCACAUCCUCCACCACCAUGUCCACAUCCUCCUCCACCAUGUCCACAUCCUCCUCCAUCAUGUCCACAUCCUCCUCCACCAUGUCCACAUCCUCCACCACCAUGUCCACAUCCUCCUCCACCAUGUCCACAUCCUCCUCCAUCAUGUCCACAUCCUCCACCACCAUGUCCACAUCCUCCUCCACCAUGUCCACAUCCUCCACCAUCAUGUCCACAUCCUCCUCCAUCAUGUCCACAUCCUCCACCACCAUGUCCACAUCCUCCUCCACCAUGUCCACAUCCUCCUCCACCA